AGCAGCUGAUGAAGAUCACUGCCAACUCCGAUGACGACGAAGCCAACGACGACUACGAUGGGGAUCAGUGGGUUCCGCUUAAAAUUUUCUUUUAAACAAGUGAAGGCUUCGAAACGAUGGUUAAUAGAUAUUUCACUUUCAACGCGGUCGGUUCGAUGAGCGAAAGGUGAAUUCCUGAUACGUUUUUUUUUUUUGUUGUUUUUAUAUUUUCGUAUUUAAUUUCGUAAGACUCAUUGUAAACAAGUUCCAUUUAAUUACGGUCUUAAAGAUGAACUGGCUUAUUUUAUCGGGUGUGAUUGUUAUAAUUGGUGUUUUCACUGUUGUGCUCGUUGAGUGUCGGUGGUAUCAAAAUGGACUGAUAUUUUAUGAUAUCGAAACCAAACAAAUUAUUCUUCCGCCAACUGUUUCGAUUCAUCGUGCGCGAAGUUUGAAUAUGCCAAAUAUGCCAAUUUUCUCUACGCUGGGGAAACCAUGCACUUGUCAAGGAUUAAAGUGCGGAUGUUGUGCUGGGCUUGAAGUUCGGGAAUAUAAUUUUAAUCAGAAAAUGUGCGCUAAUGUGACCUAUGUCCCAGAGAAGAGAGAAGCAUUACUCGAUGUGUUUCUUAACGAGAUGAACGGAGCCCGAUAUGGAAUUUCAGCUCGAAAUCCAUCACCCAUAUGUGUCCCGAUCAUGAUGCCUAUUCCAAUGGCAGCGUGUAUUCAAAUGACACAAGUCGGUUUGAAAGGUGAUAAUUUACACAUGUGCAUGGAUUUUGUAAUGAGACUCCACACAACUGACGCCAUGGAGCUUCAUUUCAAUUGCCUGUCAAUGGGGUUAGAUGGAUUUCAGUACCUCGAUCCAAAUGGCAAUCAAGUACUUCCUCGACUUGAAGAAGACGAAGGAAACAGUAUUGAUGAUGGUGAUAAUAGUGAAGAUGAUGAUUAUGAAUAUAAUGACACUGCUGAAGAAAGUCAAGACAAUUUAACAAACGAAGAGGAACAAAACUACGACGAAGAAAGUGACGAUGAUAGCGAUCAGAAUAAAGUCGUAGAUGAAACUGAUGAAUAUUAUGAAGAUACAGAAGAUCUCGAAAAUAAUGAAGUUGAAAACGAAGUUAUGGAGCAAGAUUUUCAGGAACAGAAGACGAAGAGCAAACAAGAAGCUCCAUCGACUGUGAAAAAUUAUAAUAGGGGUAAUCUUAUCAUAGUUUACGAGACUGACGUGUAAUAGAAAUUGUGAAACAAAAAAAACUUGUUGUAUAGUUUUAAAAUUUAUUGAAUUUAAGUAAUUUAUUUUAUUUAUCAGUUUAUAAUAUAAUUGUUAUUUAAUUAUAAAAUGUAAUUUAUUAAAUAAAACAAAAUAAGAUUUAAAGUGAUUCAUAUUCUU
Eupeodes corollae is the source of this 1366-nucleotide messenger RNA. RefSeq names its product acidic leucine-rich nuclear phosphoprotein 32 family member E. The transcript is spliced from 2 exons. The coding region runs from base 269 to 1207 and encodes 312 amino acids. The record is from RefSeq and is a predicted model, not a curated record. NCBI's taxonomy places the organism in Eukaryota, Metazoa, Arthropoda, Insecta, Diptera, Syrphidae.